AAGUCAACACUUCUUGAGUGUGUAAUAGUAGAACAACAAAUCCUUUUCUUUAAUUCUUAAAUCCUUCUUUCACCAGCAAACAUGAAGUUCGUUGUUGCCGUAGUCAUGUUGGUUCUUGCCGUUGGUGUACACUCAUCCCUACUGGGUGCUCAAAUCUCUCCCGGUGUUUCAUAUGUGAGCCCAUUACUUAGUCCACUGCUCGCACCAGGCCUUGGACUCGGUCCCUUGGGCUUACCAGCUGCCGCUAAUGUUGUGGGUGUUAGUGCUCCCGGUCUAUUGGGUGGUAUUCCCGGCAUCUCUCUUAGUCAAGGACCUGGUGCUGCUAUUGCUGCUCCUAUUGCUGUUUCUCAUGCUUUGGGUACAGGUCCAGGAGUUUAUGUGGCGAAGACUCGUGGUGCCAUUCACACCGCCCCAUUGGCCGGACACAUUAACUCGGCGACUUCUCUGAAUUUGGCACCAGCUCCAGGAACUUUGUAAGCAUUUCGUGCGUCAUCGAUUCAUCUCGUUGAAGAAUAAAUGCUUACUGCUACUACUACAACCACAUAAACAAUAAUAUCAACAAUUUGACGACUCUGAUGCCAAACGAAGAAGGCAACCGUUAUCCGUCAUUUGCUAUGUACCAUCUACUAUCCGCAACUCAUACCCUGACCCGCAACCGACCUGAUGUGCAACUCAUAAUGUCUACAGCAUAUCUAUGUUUUUUAUAUUACAUAAUAUACUACGUACCUUGUUCACAACUACA
Anastrepha obliqua is the source of this 742-nucleotide messenger RNA. RefSeq names its product adult cuticle protein 1-like. Bases 82 to 477 code for a protein of 131 amino acids. The transcript is spliced from 2 exons. The record is from RefSeq and is a predicted model, not a curated record. Lineage: Eukaryota; Metazoa; Arthropoda; Insecta; Diptera; Tephritidae.